Messenger RNA from Psilocybe cubensis, 858 nucleotides. RefSeq lists its product as uncharacterized. The record is from RefSeq and is a predicted model, not a curated record. NCBI's taxonomy places the organism in Eukaryota, Fungi, Basidiomycota, Agaricomycetes, Agaricales, Agrocybaceae. The transcript has 2 exons. Bases 1 to 858 code for a protein of 285 amino acids. Gene Ontology annotation, molecular function: mRNA binding; RNA 7-methylguanosine cap binding.
AUGGCCGCCUCUCUCUCGGGUCUCUCUGCCUCCGUUACCCGCAUUCUCUAUCUCACUGGCUUUCCAAAGGAGCUCAAAACAAAGGACAUCCAGGCUGCCUUUGCUGACUACGAGAAUGCCUCUGGUGGCUUCAAGAUAAAGUGGAGGGACGACACCAGUCUCCUCAUCGUCUUCCACGACGCCGCUGUCGCGAAGCGCGCUUAUCUCAACACCGUCGCUUUCCCCCCGCCUAUUCUCACUUCUUCAGCACCUGGUCUCUCGGUCUCUAUCAGGCCCUACGAUGGCCCUGAUGCCCAGGCAGUAAUACAGAACGUCAACUCACGCGGACAGCACAACUCCAACCCGUCUCGCACCCACAAUCCCCGUGCCGCCUCUGUGUCCGUUUUCCCCAAUUCUCGCUCCUCUUCCAACUCCAACGCCCACCCAAACAACUCCGCCAACCACCACUCUCGUAACAACCAUUCUACCGCCACCGCUCAGCACAUUCCGCCCUUGACAGAGCGUUCAGAGGGUCAGCCAUCUCCAACCCUCCCCUCUCUUCCAUCACACCCAACCCUCAACGCCCUCAUAAGCUCCUCUCUCGGCGAGGCAGUCGCUGGUACCAAUCCAAGUCUUCCUGCAGACCCUGCAAUUCUCACCACGAGCUUGCAACAGCAGCACGAGUCCCUAAGCGGACCUAGAAUUGGCGAUCCCGGCAAACGCAUGCUAGGUGCUGCCUUGGGAGUAAGGCACCCUGCUCUCGGGCCCAGGAUGGUUAAUGGAGGUGGAGGUGCUAGCCCAGGCCCUGCCCAAGGGAAUGGCGUUGACCACAUGCGGGACAUGCAGAGGGCAAUGGGAGGUCUCGUUGUUGCCGAGUAA